Messenger RNA from Argiope bruennichi, 1680 nucleotides. RefSeq lists its product as uncharacterized. Bases 1 to 1680 code for a protein of 559 amino acids. The transcript has 2 exons. The record is from RefSeq and is a predicted model, not a curated record. Lineage: Eukaryota; Metazoa; Arthropoda; Arachnida; Araneae; Araneidae.
AUGAACACUAAGUUAGGGUGGACAGUUAUUGGAAGAUCAGGAAUUAAUAAAAAUGAUAGUUCCAGCACGCUAAUGUCUCUACUUGUCAACGACGUAAAUAUAUCCGAUCUUUGGAGGCUUGAUACAUUGAAUAUCAAUGACCCUGCAGAAACUCAAAGUAGAAAAGAACUAGAAGAAGCGGCCAAGAAACAUUUUGAACGCAGUGUAACACGAGAUAACGAGGGGCGCUACGUUGUCAGUCUACCGUGGAUACAUGAUCAUCCACCUCUUCCUGAUGGCAGAAAGAUAGCUGAACGAAGACUUAACAGUUGUAUUAAAGCCUUAGAACGUGCCGAAAAGCUGGCCGAUUAUGAUGAUGUUUUUCAGGAUUGGCAGAGUGAGGGUAUUAUUGAAGAAGGUGAUCCUAUGCAAGAAAUCAAAGGACAGCAUUUCUUACCUCACCAUCCUGUCUUCAAGGAGAAUUCUACGACCAAAGUUCGACCCGUUUUUGAUGGUUCAGCUAAAGAAAAGAAUACACCUUCUAUUAAUGACUGCCUCGAAAAGGGACCAAAUCUUGUAGAACUCAUUCCAUCAGUCAUAAAUCGCUUUCGUAUUGGAAAAUAUGGUGUGAUAUCUAACAUCAAGAAGGCCUUUCUGCAAAUUGGAUUACAAGAACGACAUAGACCAUAUAUCAGAUUUUUAUGGAAGGAUAGAAGAAAAGACGGAAAUAUCAAGACCCUGCAGCACAAAAGAGUUGUGUUCGGAAUCUCCUCCAGUCCUUUCCUUCUAGGAGCUACAUUAGAACUUCAUUUAAAAAACGCUCCAGAUCAUCUCGAGGAAACAGCCCAGCAACUUUUGAGGUCCUUCUACGUUGAUAAUUGUGUUUUCAGCUUCAAUAGAAAAGAAGAACUCGCUAGAUUUAUUUCGGAAUCGCAAGCACUAUUAUCUACUGCCAAGUUUGAACUUCGAGGGUGGGAGCAUUCUCCUAUUGAAGACAAAACUGAAGAAAAGCAAGAAGACCGAAAGGUACCAGUUCUUGGGCUUCUGUGGAAUUUACCAAAGGACACUAUAUCUCUAGAUUUGAAAAGUUUGAUUAAAGAAGAUAAAGGACCUAUUACAAAAAGAAAAAUCCUGUCAACCGAAUGCUGGAAAUUGGGGUUGUCCUGGGAUUCUGAACUCCCUCUGCUGAUAACUGAAAGAUUUGAACGCUGGAAGAUUAAGUUAACGAAAUUGAAUGAUCUUGAAAUACCAAGAAGUGUACGUGAGGACUUUGCAGAAGAUUCCAAAUUUUCCAUCCAUGUUUUUUGUGACGCAAGUCAGAGUGCCUACGCUACAUGUAUCUUCUUGAGAGCUGAAUCUGCUGAUAGCACGUCGUGCCAGUUAAUACAAGCUAGAAAUAGAGUUGCUCCUUUGAAAAAGAUCUCUAUUCCACGCCUAGAACUUUUGUCCUGCACUAUUAGAGCUAGAUUGGCAAAAGCAACCAUAUCGGAACUUGGACUUGAGAACAUACCAAUCUUCUACUGGUCUGACUCUAUGAAUGCUUUGUAUUGGAUCAAAAGAAAUGAGAAAUGGGCUACUUUCGUUUACAACAGGGUACUGGAAAUCCGUAAACUCACUAAUCCUGAAGACUGGAGGCACAUAAGUGGAACAUUAAACCCAGCUGACCUUCAUCACGAGGUUCCAAUGCAGAGGAACUUGUGA